AUGGUGCGGAAGGUCACAGUUAGCGAACCAUUGCUGAAAAUCGGUUGUACUUUAGGGGAAGGUUGUGUCUGGGAUUCUCGAAGACAAAGGCUGUAUUUUGUAGAUAUUGAUCAAAACAAGAUUUACACCUACGAGCCUAGCACAGGUAUCUAUGGCUACCAGACUUUUUCCAACAAGAUCGGCUCCAUCUCCGCAAUGGAGAAUGACACAGGCCUGGUAGUAGACAUUGAUACAGGUUUCGCUUUCGUUCCAUUUGAGACCUCCUUGCCGUUCCCACCGGACAACACUCAGAAACAGCUGCAUCACUUGCCAAUCGAGGUGCCCUUGAACAAGGAAGAGAAACGUUUCAACGAGGGUACAACCGAUCCUGCUGGCCGAUUUCUUUCAGGCACUAUGGGGCAUGAAAUCGGGACUUCGGAUGGCCGAAUGUUUGCCUUACAAAGCAAACAAGAUGGGACUGGUCUCGAAGCGCCUCUGAUAUUAGAUAACAUCACAUGCACGAACGGAAUGGGGUGGACGGCAGAUGGGAAGACUAUGUAUUUCAGCGACAGUUGGUUGCGCGAGAUUGCCGUGUUCGAUUACGAUCUCGCAAACGGAGUAAUGAGCAACAGAAGAACCUUUUCAAUCCUAGAUGACUCUUACGGGUGGCCUGAUGGGAUGUGUACAGAUGCCAAAGGAGGAAUAUGGUCAGCCCGGUGGCAGAAUGGAACGGUCAUCAGAUUCACCCCAGACGGAGAGAUUGAUGUGAUUGUGGAAUUUCCCAAAGCUUGGCACAUGACCUGCUGUGUUUUUGGAGGUCCCAAUCUCGACGAGCUUUAUGUGACGUCCGCUAGCUCGAAUUACAUUGGAGAGAAUUUGCCAGAACGAAGCGAUGGAGGAGACCUUUUUGUAGUGAAGGGUUUAGGUUUCAAAGGUGUUGAGAGAAACAGAUUCAGAGGAUCACUCACUAAAUAG
Kwoniella mangroviensis CBS 8507 is the source of this 954-nucleotide messenger RNA. RefSeq lists its product as uncharacterized. Gene Ontology annotation, molecular function: gluconolactonase activity; calcium ion binding; enzyme regulator activity. Gene Ontology annotation, biological process: L-ascorbic acid biosynthetic process. Bases 1 to 954 code for a protein of 317 amino acids. The record is from RefSeq and is a predicted model, not a curated record. The transcript is spliced from 7 exons. Lineage: Eukaryota; Fungi; Basidiomycota; Tremellomycetes; Tremellales; Cryptococcaceae.